AUGAUUGGGAGGAUGAGGAAUGAGUAUGGCCUAUUAGACGAGAGGAUUAGCAAAUUCUGGCAUCAAACCUUCAAAGCGGCGGUAGAGGAGAGGAUACUUUUGAAGGAUCUGAACCUGCCUCUUGCACGCAUAAAACGGCUGAUGAAAAUAGAAGAGGGGGUCCGGAUGGUUGCUUCAGAGGUUCCUGUCCUGUUCUCGAUGAUAACAGAGAAGUUCAUUGAGGAGCUCACUCUUCGUGCAUGGAUAAACACAGAAGAAAACAAGAGAAGGAUACUGCAAAAAUCGGAUCUGACUGCAGCAGUGAAGACUUCUGAGAUGUUUGACUUUCUCGUCUAUAUUGUCCCAAGAAAUGAUCUCUUACAUCCAUUCAAUCACCUGGUGCCGAAUAAGGUGCACCAUGGAGAAGAAGAGUUUGCUCCUAGAGUAGGGGAUGGAUAUACAAAGCACCGUCUCAGCGAGAGGCAGAUGAUGGAAAACAUGGCCGAGAAAAUGGGGACCACACAUCACCAAGGGUUUUAUUCCCAAGAUCAUCGAAUCGGGAAUGAAAUUCCUGAAUCUAUUACCAAUCCCCAUGUGGAUGAUUAUAGAAGGGGAUUUGAUAUUUCUUUCAAUAGAGACAUGCCUACAGAUAUGACGCCCGGAGGAUCCUUCAGAUGA
Messenger RNA from Encephalitozoon romaleae SJ-2008, 657 nucleotides. RefSeq names its product CCAAT box binding factor subunit C. Gene Ontology annotation, cellular component: nucleus. Gene Ontology annotation, molecular function: protein heterodimerization activity. Gene Ontology annotation, biological process: regulation of DNA-templated transcription. The coding region runs from base 1 to 657 and encodes 218 amino acids. The transcript has a single exon. Lineage: Eukaryota; Fungi; Microsporidia; Unikaryonidae. The record is from RefSeq and is a predicted model, not a curated record.